Molecule: messenger RNA, 1268 nt
Organism: Meriones unguiculatus (Mongolian gerbil)
Lineage: Eukaryota; Metazoa; Chordata; Mammalia; Rodentia; Muridae
Gene: Cd164l2
Product: CD164 molecule like 2
Exons: 6
Coding region: 447-965 (172 amino acids)
Cellular component (GO): cytoplasmic vesicle
Source: RefSeq, a predicted model, not a curated record
CUGCAACAGGGAGGACAGCCAGAGCUACACGGUGAUUCCCUAAAAACUCACCGAAACGCGGUUGCUAUGUUGACAAGCCAGGCCUGUCCUCACAGAGACCGGCCUGCCUCUGCCUCCCGAGCGCUGGGACUAAAAGCUCUUGCCACCACUCCGUAAUCCUUCCUGGAAGCUGCCCUCGGCGACCCGGUUGCACUUAGUCCUGAGCCACACCCCUUUCGUUCAGACCCCGCCCCCAAAUCGCCAAACACAGCCACGCCUCUUGGCCCCUGCGGUCUUCGACCCUCCCACCGGUCACACCCCCUAGCCACGCCCACGAGGCAGCCACGCUCCCGCCUGGCCACGCCUCCGUUGCCCAGGUCUUUGCUCUGGCAAGCUCGGCGAGUGGAGUCAGGAGAGGAGGCGCCACACCAGCUGCCCGCCGACCCCCAAUCCCGGCCCCCGCGUCCAUGGCCGCUCCCGGCCCCCGCGCCCUGCGUGCUGCUCUGUGCGGCGGUUGCUGCUGCCUCCUCCUGUGUGCCCAGCUGGUUCUAGCCGGUAAAGGAGCUCGUGGCUUUGGGCGGGGAGCCCUGAUCCGCCUAAACAUCUGGCCUACUGCCCAGGGGGGCUGCAAACACCUGGGACACUGUGAACGCUGUGUGGACAGGGCCCACAACCUCACCGUUUGCGUCUGGCAGCAAUGUGGGCCUGAGGAGCCAGGACACUGUGUGACCCAAGCAGAGGUGGUCAAGGAAGGUUGCGCUGUCUAUAACCGCUCAGAGUCAUGCCCAGCUCCGCACCACCAUCCUACCCAGGAACCGAAGACAAGCACAACAGGGAGUCCCCCAGGCCCUGAAGCCCACAGCCCAGGUUUUGAUGGAGCCAGCUUCAUCGGCGGCAUUGUGCUGGUGCUGAGCCUGCAAGCAACAGCCUUCUUUGUGCUGCGCUUCCUCAAGGCCAAGGACAGCACUUACCAGACACUAAUCUGACCCCAGUGGUCCUGGCUCCACCUUGAAGGGACAGAGGACUCAGAGGCUCUCUUGGUUGCUUUGUGGGUACUGGGGGGUGGGGCAACUUUGGUGUACACAGGGCACCAAGCAGGCUUAGCACUGACGGCUGACAUUCCUUCCCGGCCUGGGCCUGGCGCUCGCAGCCAAGAACACCCUCCAACCAUCUCGUGUCUCAUCCGGCCAGCUGGUCCCCCAGUCUGGUACUUGAGGUCCGCUGCGUCCUCCCAUCAACCCAGUCUGGGGUCUGCCCGCCCAAAUAAAGGACCUGUUUUUACCCCACGA